UUUGCUGUUCAACAACAACAAACUUGACUGAUUUUUGAGACCUGAGACUGAAAGAUCAACUGGAAAAUGCCUGGGUGCUUUUCAAAAUUGGUGGAGAGAGUGCGUGGACGUCGGCGGUCUACUGCGUCGACAGGUUGUUCAAAUUCAUUUGUGGGUUGUUUUUGUUGUCUUUUUCCGUUUUGCAGGGUUCGCAAUCGUCGGGAGGUGGACAGUGACAUCGACUUCGAAGAGGAAUCAACUGCCCUGGAUGAGGUCCAGUUGGUUGUGCCAUUGGAUGAUGUGCCGGAUGUACCACUGCUGCCAGCCAUCCUUGAGGAGGUGCCAGAUGUGCCGACUAUCCUUGAGGAGGCCACUGGUAAUUGGCAGUUGAUACCGAUUAGGUUUAGCUCCCUGUACUGUGGGCCUGUUGUGAUCAGGAACAAUGCCGGUCCGGUGGCUAAAGCUUGGAGAACUUUCCAGUUCAUCAGCCCCAUUAUCACCUACAUGCGUGGGGGGAUCCCAGGUAUGUGUCUUUGUCACUACCUAAUCCUAAUCUACAUCCAGGUGGUGGUAAGGAUGCACCAUGUGAGUAGGGUUCGAGGCCUGGAGACUCAACUGGUGUGGGCCAUCUCCAAGGAGACACACAGACUUAGUCCAGAGGGCAUCCCCUACUGUGCCACCAAGGUGCAGUCCAUCUCUUGGAUCCAGUAUGUGGCUGGCAGGGUGACCCAGUAUGCGUCUCACCUCCGCCACGAGACGUCUGUGGCCGUGACGCAUGGCUGCUACCAGCAAACUGAUGUCUCGGUGGUGUACGCCACUCUCCACAUGGGGCUGGAUGGGCUGCUCUCCUCCUCGGCGUGGUCGGAGGCUGCCUCCGUCUCUACGCCCACCACUCAGCAGUUCACUGAGCCAGAGCCUGAUGGCCACAACUGCUAUGAGGGCUGGGAGGAGGACCUGCUGCCUGAGGAGAGGGAGGUUCCUCUGCUAAACCUCUACCUUACCACCAAGAGAGUGGAGGACAUCGGCCUGAGGCUCGUCUCCCUGCGCCAGGCCUUUACUACCCUGCUCGGUUCCACCCUGAGCAGGAACCAUCUGUUUGUGGCGGGAAAGGUCCUACUGGGCGCACUGGUUCAGGUCCACCAGAUGGACGAGGCCGAAUUCAUCCGUGCCUAUAACGACUUUGUGGACUACCUGAGUGACCCCUCCAAGCAGAUUGACAUUGAGAGGGAGCUGGCUGAGGCAAAGAUCCAUCAUGUUAACCUGAUAGAUGUCCUUUUUGAGCUGGUGCUGUUUGGGAUGAUGACAGCUCAGAAAUCCCUGAUGGUGCAACCUGGUGGGUUCAUGGAGCGUCUGUACGCUCUCCUGUACUCCUUCCUGCCCACUGUUGCCAGCAUUGAGCCAAAGGCUGAGAGAUACCUGUUGCUGCUCAAUGGCGGCCUGAUGGCUCUGCUAGAUGACAUGUUUGGCCAGCAGCUGGCCUGGUACUUUAACCGAGAGUCUCUGGUCACUGAGCUCUCCAGCCUCCUGGAGUACCACCUCGAGAUUCUUGUCACACUUUGCCACCUAACAGGGAUCUAGACACUAGUGGACUACAUUACUUUGCAC
Molecule: messenger RNA, 1584 nt
Organism: Coregonus clupeaformis (lake whitefish)
Lineage: Eukaryota; Metazoa; Chordata; Actinopteri; Salmoniformes; Salmonidae
Exons: 15
Coding region: 67-1557 (496 amino acids)
Biological process (GO): mitochondrial fusion
Source: RefSeq, a predicted model, not a curated record